Molecule: messenger RNA, 1131 nt
Organism: Monopterus albus (swamp eel)
Lineage: Eukaryota; Metazoa; Chordata; Actinopteri; Synbranchiformes; Synbranchidae
Gene: adcyap1b
Product: adenylate cyclase activating polypeptide 1b
Exons: 5
Coding region: 314-841 (175 amino acids)
Biological process (GO): positive regulation of ERK1 and ERK2 cascade; neuron projection development; regulation of protein localization
Cellular component (GO): extracellular region; neuron projection; perikaryon
Molecular function (GO): peptide hormone receptor binding; pituitary adenylate cyclase activating polypeptide activity; neuropeptide hormone activity
Source: RefSeq, a predicted model, not a curated record
GCAAUCACAGCACAAGACAAAAGUUUAGAGCAACGAUAUGCAGACGAAUACACAGCGCGCCUUCCCACUGAGAUCCUGUUUGCGACUGGUUGACUCCUGUUAACUGUGUAGAAAAGUGAGAUAGGCUCUACUGAGGGGAACAUAAGGAGACGACGGAGGCGCUUCAGCCAGGAGAGAAGUGCCUUGAGAAAGAUAGCGUCUCUCUCUCUUUCUCUCCCCCCCUCUCUCUCUCUCACACACACACACACACUACCACAGCCGCGCCCGGAUCACAUCCUACAGCACAGCGCUCUCUCUGCUUUCCUGCUAUAGCAUGGCCAGUUCGAGUAAAGCGACUUUAAUCUUGCUCAUCUACGGAAUCUUAAUGCACUACAGCGUCUUCUGCACACCUAUCGGACUAAGUUACCCUAAGAUUAGACUUGAAAACGACGCCUUCGACGAGGAUGGCAAUUCAUUAUCCGACAUGGGUUUUGAUAGCGAUCAGAUUGCUAUACGAAGCCCACCAUCCCUAAACGACGACGCGUACACUCUAUACUACCCGCCAGAGAAAAGAUCAGAAAGGCAUGCUGAGGAAGAAUUAGAUAGAGCCUUGAGGGAGAUCCUGGGUCAGUUAACAGCGAGACAUUAUCUGCAUUCUCUGAUGACAAUUCGUGCAGGUGAUGACAACAGCAUGGAGGACGAGUCAGAGCCCCUAUCCAAAAGACAUUCAGAUGGGAUCUUCACCGACAGCUACAGUCGCUAUAGAAAGCAGAUGGCGGUGCAGAAAUACCUGGCAGCGGUUCUGGGAAGAAGGUACAGACAGAGAGUUAGGAACAAAGGACGUCGACUUGCCUAUUUGUAGCGUUGUUAACGCGCCCAAACUGCCCUCCUGUGUAUAUACAUCCAGUCGUUAAAUCAAAGUCAUUCAGAUAUGUCUGACCAACCAGUGGAUUGCGCCUGUGUUCUCUCAACAUGUAUUUAUGUAUGAAGUAAAGCCAUUAAAAUGAAUAUUUUAAUAAUAAUAUCGUUUUUUUUCUUUUUGUACAAAAGCACUUGAUACCGCACAGUUAUAGCCUACUUUGUGGACCAAUAUUUUAUUUUCAUGUUAAGAUGCUGAAAACAUAAAAUCACUUCAAAAAAAAAAAAAGAAAG